Ichthyophthirius multifiliis is the source of this 1071-nucleotide messenger RNA. RefSeq lists its product as hypothetical. The transcript has 2 exons. NCBI's taxonomy places the organism in Eukaryota, Ciliophora, Oligohymenophorea, Hymenostomatida. The record is from RefSeq and is a predicted model, not a curated record.
AUAGAAGAGAUUUAAGAAAAAACAUAACAAUAAGUCGAGAAAAGUAUAAAAAAUAUAGAAUAAAGUAAAGAUAUACUUAAUUUAGAUAUUUAUUUGGCUUCUCCUAUUAUAGUUUUACCUUACAAAAACCAAUAAUAAGAUUGUUUGAUUUUUUCUUUAGGAGAUUUAAGUAUUAAAAGUUUUCAUUAAGAAGAAAAUAUAUAAGUUGAAAUAUAUUAAUUGUAAUUAAAAGAUAUCAGUUGUAAAUACUUAAAUUCAUUAAAUUAAUUAGAUUAGUUUUUAUGUAUAAAAAAAUAAAGUAAUAAUGAUGAAUUAUUUUAUUAUAGUCUAAUUUAAGAUUUUGAAAUAAACAUUAAUUUUAAAAUUAGAAAAUAUGAAGAAAACUAAUAAUUUAAUUAAAACAAUAUCGAAAAAGCAAAAAUCUUAAUUGUUGGAUAAUUUUCAAGUAUAUGCUUGAAUCUAAAUUCUUUUAUGUAUAAAAAAGUUUUAGAAAUUUAAUAAACUUUUUAAAAUGAAUAAUCAAAUAAUUUUAAUUAAAAAAAAGUUACUAUUGAAGUAAUUUAACUUGAAAAAAAAACUUUACUUAAAAAAGCUAUUAAGCUAGGUAUUUUGUUUAAACGAGGAAAACAUAUCAAAAAAUGGGAAAAAUUUUACGGUGUUUUAACAAAAGAUUAUAUAUACUUUUUUGAAAAAUAAAAUGAUUAUAAGCCUUGUAGUUAUAUAGGAAUAAAAAAUUGCUAAAUUUCUUAAAUUUCAGAAGAAGAAAGUGGCUUUAAAAAUGCUUUUGUAAUUAAUAGUAGGUAUGAUUAGUUUUAUUUAGCAUGUGAAAAAAUAGAAAACACAAAAAAGUGGAUAAAAACAAUAUAAAAAAUAUACGAAUAAUAAAAUUAAGAAAAUUAGUAAAUAGAACAAUUCUAAUAAAAUAUUUAAAGUGAAUAAUAGACAUAGGAGAAACAAUAAAUAAAUUUAAAUGAAGUAUUAUGUUAUUUAGAAUUUUCAAUAUAUGAUUUGAAAUUUGUUUUAGAAAGCGAAUCAAAGUGUAAAAUACUAUAACUAGAAAUUCAGCAAUUU